CUUCCAUUUUUCAACUUUAAAUUAUCAUUCAAUUGAGCUCAUUUAUGUAAAAACAUAGCCAUGCCUACCGAAAAUCUCGUGUUUGUCGUGUUCUUCAUGUUAGUCACAGGAAGGGGAGCUGUUGGAGACUCACUCGAUACCGACAAAGAAGUACUACUCGGUUUUAGAUCAUUUAUGGAACAAGGGAAUAAGGUGAAUCAAGGAGACUACAACCGAUGGGACUUGCAAGCGCGGUCGCCUUGCAAUUGGCUGGGAAUAUCCUGUUCUGGAAACCGAGUUGUCGGGAUUAACCUCGCCAACAACAAUAUCGCGGGAAACAUAUUCGGUAACUUCUCGGCCUUGACGGAGCUUGCCUAUCUUGACUUAUCAGCGAACCGCAUCUCGGGCAGCCUCCCGGGGAACUUGGGUAACUGUCAAAACCUUAAAGUGUUGAAUCUAUCACACAAUAUGAUUGAUGGUGAGCUUAACUUGAUCGGACUCGACAGUCUGGAAGUUCUCGACUUAUCUACUAACAGACUCUCCGGCGAGAUUUCUGUUGGCUUACCGAUGAUUUGCAAUAGUCUAGUGGUGGCUAACCUCUCGGCGAAUAACUUUUCUGGAGAAAUCGGACGCUCGAUUGAAGCGUGUAUGAAGUUGGAGUACGUUGAUUUGAGCGCGAACUUAUUGACCGGAAACCUGUGGUUUGGGUUUCACAUGUUCAAGGAGUUCACCGUGUGCGAAAACCGGUUAAACGACACACUCCCAGGGUGGAUUUUUCCUGAAAACUGCAGCUUAGAGUCACUAGACCUGUCGGAAAACGGACUCACCGGAGAAAUCCCGAAGGAGAUUUCAAACUGCAAGAACUUAACCACCUUGAACCUGUGGGGAAACUUUUUUUCCGGGAAAAUACCCGGAGAACUUGGAUCGAUUCCGAAUCUUCAAAAGCUGUUUUUAGGCAACAACUCACUUACGAACGAACUUCCUGAUUCGUUACUUGAAUUACAAAACUUGAAGUUCUUGGAUCUAAGCCGGAACCAUAUGGGGGGCGAUAUACCAGAGAUUUUCGGACGGCUCACACAAGUGAGGACUCUACUUCUGCAUUCGAACAACUACACCGGCGGGUUACUGUCAUCGGGGAUACUCCGGUUGCAGAAUGUUUCAACUCUAGACUUGAGUUACAACAAUUUGUCCGGUUUAUUGCCGGUCGAAAUCUCUCGUAUGGCAAGUUUGAAGUUCUUAUUUCUUGCAAGCAAUCAAUUCUCCGGCAGCAUACCUUCAGAAUACGGUAACAUGCCAGGACUCCAAGCUCUUGAUGUUUCUAACAAUCGAUUAACCGGAUCCAUCCCUCCAAGUUUAGGACAGUUGAAAAAUCUCUUAUGGUUAAUGCUCGGAAACAACUCGAUAACCGGUGAAAUCCCACCGGAAUUAGGGAACUGUAGCAGUUUGCUGUGGCUGAAUUUUCAAAACAAUCAACUUUCCGGUCCAAUUCCAUAUGAGUUGGCGAACAUAGGGAAGAAUACGACACCGUCUUUCAUAUUAAACCGAGAAGAUGAUCUGAUUGCCGAUUCUGGAGAGUGCUCGACGCUAAGAAGAUGGAUACCGGCUGAUUAUCAACCGUUUACUUUCGUGUAUACGCUUCUUAACAUGAAGAAAUGUAGAACCUUAUGGGAUAAAUUACUUAAAGGAUACGGGAUUUUCUCCGUUUGCCUACCAGAAUCCAACGUACGAGUACAGAAGAUAUCGGGAUACAUUCAACUCAGCGAGAAUCGAUUAUCGGGGCAGAUACCGCCAGGUAUCGGCAACAUGGAUGACUACAGCAUGUUGCACUUGGGUGGAAACGAACUUUCCGGUGCACUUCCUGAUAAUAUCGGUAACAUGGCGCUCGUUGUGUUAAAUGUUUCUCAGAACAGAUUCUCGGGUCGAGUUCCGAUGCAGCUCGGGAAUCUGAAAUGUUUGCGGAAUCUUGAUUUAUCAUACAACAAUUUCUCUGGUACGUUUCCGACGAACUUGAACAAUUUGACAGAUUUGAGCAGCUUCAAUGUCUCCUACAACCCGUAUAUCUCUGGCUACAUUCCCGACACAGGACAGUUAGCCACUUUUGAGAUAUGGUCGUUCCUCGGUGACCCGUUGUUACGUCUGCCUUCUUUUAUAAACAACUCAACAAACGGUUCAACUACAACCAGUAGCGGCAGAACAACACCACAAUCAAAAUGGGGGGCGCUUUUCAUUUUCGUCUUUCUAUCGUUCGCAUUCAUGGUGUGUGGAAUAAUGACGCUCGUUAUCUGCCUAUCAACCAAGACCACCACGAAUCAACCACGCGUUCUGUUGUCAGGUGGCUAUGGAAACUCUUCACCAUGGUUAUCGGACGAGGUGAAGGUAAUCCGUUUGGACAAAACCGCAUUCACGCAUGCUGAUAUUUUGACCGCCACCGGGAACUUUUCAAAUGAUAGAAUCAUCGGACGGGGUGGUUACGGGACGGUUUAUAGAGGAGUAUUGCCGGAUGGGAGAGUAGUUGCGGUGAAAAAGAAGUUACGAGAGGGUUUAGAAGGGGAAAAAGAGUUUAAAGCUGAAAUGGAAGUAUUAACCGGAAACGGGUUCGGGUGGCCCCAUCCGAACCUGGUUACGCUUUACGGGUGGUGCUUAGAUGGAGCGGAAAAGCUUUUGGUUUACGAGUACAUGGAGGGGGGCACUUUAGAAGAUCUAAUUCACGACCGUAUUCGGUUCCCAUGGAGGAGAAGAAUUAACGUCGCCAUUGACGUAGCACACGCGUUGGUUUUCUUACACCACGAGUGUCACCCUCCGAUAGUGCACCGUGACGUAAAAGCUAGCAACGUGUUACUAGACAAAAAGGGGACGGCCCGUGUAACGGAUUUUGGGCUGGCACGGAUUGUUGAAGGUGGUGGAAGCCAUGUCAGCACGAUGGUGGCGGGGACGAUCGGGUAUGUGGCACCGGAGUAUGGCCACACGUGUAAAGCGACCACAAAAGGUGAUGUGUAUAGCUACGGUGUGUUGGUGAUGGAGCUUGCUACAGGGAGGCGUGCAGUGGAUGGGGGAAAAGAGUAUUUGGUGGAGUGGUCUAGAAGGAUGACGGGGCGCAGGUCCAUCAUCCCUGUGUCGGUUCUGGUUUCUGGACUAGCCGAAGGUGCGGCUGAAAUGCGUGAGUUAUUGCGACUCGGAGUGAGGUGCACGAACGAUACACCUCAGUCCCGGCCUGAUAUGAAGGAGGUGUUGAAUUCAUUGCUUCGGAUUUCGGCUAGGUCGAAGGGAUUUUAGAUAUGGUAAUGUAAACGUAGAGAUGUCCACAAAUGUCCAUAUAAUGGUUCAACUCUGUCAUCAUUAACAGCUCUGCAGUGAGCCAUGAACCGUCGACAACAACCCGUCCAUCUUUGUGUAAACGUUCCAUCUGCAAUGUGUUAUAAACUCAUCAAAACUAAUUAAAGUUUUAUAAACAGGCCAAAGCGUUGUCUUAAUUUUUA
This is a messenger RNA of Helianthus annuus (common sunflower), 3455 nucleotides long. Its product is annotated as probable LRR receptor-like serine/threonine-protein kinase At1g74360. Gene Ontology annotation, biological process: protein phosphorylation. Gene Ontology annotation, molecular function: protein kinase activity; ATP binding; protein binding. Lineage: Eukaryota; Viridiplantae; Streptophyta; Magnoliopsida; Asterales; Asteraceae. The record is from RefSeq and is a predicted model, not a curated record. Bases 61 to 3252 code for a protein of 1063 amino acids. The transcript is spliced from 2 exons.